CCGCCGCACCCGCCGCGCCAGCCGCCGGUGAAGUGAAGAAAGAAAAGACGGCCAAGGAGAUCGAGAAGGAGAAGAAGAAGGCGGAGAAAAUGGCCAAGUUCUUGGCCAAGAAGCAGAAACAGCAAGCCGAUGCCCAGAGCAAGCCUGCUGCGGCCAGCAAGCCCAAAAAGGAGAAGAAACCCGCCGCGGAGCCCGUGCCGGAGUGGAACGACACCACGAAACUCGGCGAGAAAAAGGUCAUGGCGCCUUUGGACGACCCGGCUUUCAAGGCGUACAACCCCAAGAACGUGGAGAGCUCAUGGUACGCGUGGUGGGAGCAGCAGAAGUUUUUCGAGCCCAGCUUGGACGGCGGCGAGAUCAAGUCGCAGGGUGCCUUCACCAUUGCCGCUCCUCCACCCAACGUCACCGGCGCGUUGCACAUUGGCCACGCGUUGACGUUUGCCAUCCAGGACAGCUUGAUCCGCUACAACCGCAUGAAGGGUAAGACCACGCUCUACUUGCCCGGCUUCGACCACGCAGGUAUCUCCACGCAAUCGGUGGUGGAGAAACAGGUAUGGAAGACCGAGCAGAAGACGCGUCACGACUACGGGCGCGAGAAGUUUGUGGCCAAGGUCUGGGAGUGGAAGGAGGAUUACCAUGCGCGCAUCAAGGACCAGGUCAAGCGCAUGGGCGCGUCCUUCGACUGGUCGCGUGAGGCGUUCACGUUGAACCCAGACCUCUCGGCUGCCGUCACGGAGGCCUUUGUGCGUUUGCACGAGGACGGCACCAUCUACCGUGCGCUGCGCUUGGUCAACUGGUCCACGAAGUUGAACACGGCAAUCUCCAACUUGGAGGUCGACAACAAGAACGUCGCGGGCAGAACCUUGCUCUCCGUGCCAGACUACGACGAAAAGAUCGAGUUUGGUGUGUUGACCCUGUACUCGUACUGCGUUGUGGGCUCCGACGAGAAGAUCACGGUUGCCACCACCAGACCAGAGACCUUGUUCGGAGACACUGGUGUCGCUGUGCACCCCAAGGAUCCACGUUACACCCACUUGCACGGCAAGUUUGUGCAACACCCCUUCUUGGACCGCAAAAUCCCAAUUGUCACGGACGCAGAGGCUGUGGACAUGGAGUUCGGAACAGGUGCGGUCAAGAUCACGCCUGCGCACGACCAGAAUGACUACAACACCGGUAAGAGACACGGCUUGGAGUUCAUCAACAUCUUGACUGACAACGGUUUGUUGAACGAGAACUGUGGUCCUGAAUGGCAAGGAAUCAAGCGUUUUACUGCUAGAGCCAUGGUCAUCGAGAAGUUGAAGGACUUGGGCUUGUACGUCGACCAAAAAGACAACGAGAUGACAAUCCCCACCUGCUCCAGAUCGGGUGACGUCAUUGAGCCUUUGUUGAAGCCACAGUGGUGGGUCAGACAGGAGGAGAUGGCCAAGGAGGCCAUCAAGGUCGUCAAGAAUGGUGAAAUCACCAUCUCGCCCAAGACCUCUGAGAAGGAAUACUUCCACUGGAUGGAGAACAUCCAAGACUGGUGUAUUUCUAGACAGUUGUGGUGGGGUCACAGAUGUCCCGUCUACUUUGUGGUGGUCGACAACGAGGAAGGCGACCGCUUGGACAACAACUACUGGGUCGCUGGUAGAACCUACGAAGAGGCCUUGGAAAAGGCCAACGCGAAGUUCCCUAAUGUGAAGUUCACUUUGGAACAGGAUGAGGACGUGUUGGACACCUGGUUCUCCUCCGGUUUGUGGCCUAUUUCUACUUUGGGCUGGCCAAAUAACACCGAGGACUUGAAGCUCUACGCUCCGUUCUCCAUGUUGGAAACCGGCUGGGACAUUUUGUUUUUCUGGGUCUCGCGUAUGAUUUUGUUGACGUUGAAAUUGACAGGAAAAGUUCCUUUCAAGGAGGUUUUCUGCCAUUCUUUGGUCAGAGACGCACAGGGCAGAAAAAUGUCCAAGUCCUUGGGUAACGUCGUGGACCCAUUGGACGUUAUUUCCGGUAUUUCAUUGGACGCCUUGCAUGACAAGUUGAAGUUAGGUAACUUGGACCCAAGGGAGAUCGAGAAGGCUGCCGCGGGUCAGAAGCAAUCUUACCCCAACGGAAUUCCCGAGUGUGGUACUGAUGCCAUGAGAUUCGCCUUGUGUGCAUACACCACUGGUGGUAGAGACAUCAACUUGGAUAUUUUAAGAGUUGAAGGAUACAGAAAGUUCUGUAACAAGAUCUACCAGGCUACCAAGUUUGUUUUGGGCAGAUUAGGUGAUGACUAUGUUCCACCCGCCUCCUCCGCCAAAUCUGGAAACGAAAGCUUGGUCGAGAAAUGGAUCUUACACAAGUUGACCGAUGCGUCUAAGGCCACCAACAACCAUUUGGACAACCGUGAGUUCUCGGAGGCCACAUCCGCUGUUUACAACUUCUGGUACGACUUGUGUGAUGUUUACAUCGAGAACUCGAAGGCCUUGAUCCAGGAGGGUACGCCUGAGCAAAAGAAGUCUGCCCAGGACACCUUGUACACGUGUAUCGAUGGUGCAUUGAAAUUGAUCCACCCAUUCAUGCCAUAUGUCACCGAGGAAAUGUGGCAAAGAUUGCCUCGCAGAGCGGGCGACAACGCUCCUUCAAUCACCGUGGCCCAAUACCCUGUCUAUGAAGAGAACUUUGACGAUGUCGCCUCCUUGGAUGCCUACGAAUUGGUUUUGAACAUCACUAAGGGAGCCAGGUCCUUGUUGUCUCAAUACAACAUUUUGAAGAACGGCCAGGUCUACGUUGAGACCAGCGAUGAGACCGUCAGAUCCAUCUGUAAAGACCAAAAAGACUCCAUUGUGUCUUUGAUCAAGGGUGUUGAGAAGAUCGACGUUCUUGAUGCGGGUGCAGAAGUUCCUAGUGGCUGCGCUUUGAACGGUGUCAGUGCUAACACUAAUGUUCACGUAAUGGUUAAGGGCCAAAUCGACAUUGACGCUGAGAUCAGCAAGGUCAGCAAGAAGUUGAGCAAUAUGCAAGAGUUGCAGAACAAGUUGAAGGACUCCAUCAGCAAGUUCACGGACAAGACCAAGCCCGAGGCCAAGGAGGCUGCUUUCAAGAGAGCAGAAAACUUCAAGGCCGAGGCUGAGGGGUACGAGCAGACCAUCGCUAUUUUGGAGAAGUUGAAGCUCUAAGUGUGUAUAAAUAAUUGUAUAGAGAUACGGAAUUUGAAUAGUUCGCUGUUUUUCUUGGCUUGGUUUUGCAUCGUGUAGUCGGAUCAAUGGCAGAAUUCCAAACAGAACCCGG
This is a messenger RNA of Metschnikowia bicuspidata var. bicuspidata NRRL YB-4993, 3249 nucleotides long. RefSeq names its product valine--tRNA ligase (gene VAS1). Gene Ontology annotation, biological process: valyl-tRNA aminoacylation. The coding region runs from base 90 to 3137 and encodes 1015 amino acids. Gene Ontology annotation, molecular function: aminoacyl-tRNA deacylase activity; valine-tRNA ligase activity; ATP binding. The transcript has a single exon. Gene Ontology annotation, cellular component: cytosol. The record is from RefSeq and is a predicted model, not a curated record. Lineage: Eukaryota; Fungi; Ascomycota; Pichiomycetes; Serinales; Metschnikowiaceae.